AUGGACCAUGUCAGCGCAUCUCUCGAACUCCUUCAUCUCAUUUGCGCAACUUUGAUCUUUGUCCGCGACGUCACGAAAGACACAAGCGGCGUAACUAAUACAACGAACUUUUUGAACGAGACGCUUGUGUUUCUGGAUGUGUUUUCGAAUGUCUGCUUCAGCGACUUAACCGGAGUUCUACGCGACAGUCGUUUACAUCGUAUCUUACCAAGUGAUGUAGAGCACUCUCUUUACUCGCUCAACAAGUCUCUAGCCGCGCACCGGGAGGCGUGGAGGUACAUCGGCAAGAGUCCCACCCCUGGUGCGGGGCAAAGAAGCAUUGAGGAUCUGAAGCGCGGUCGCGCCGCGUCACUAGAUGUUCAGCAUGAAAAGAAGAGCUGGAGAGACGAAAUGAAAGAACGCUCGCAACUCUGGCGAGAAAAGGCGCGGCCAGGGCUAUACAAAGCAUUGUUCGGAGAAGAGGAGAUGGCCACACUCACCUUGAAUUGCUUGCAAUGGACACAUCGGCUUCGUCAAACUCUGGAAAUUGUCUUCCUUGGCAUCGGACCUCCGGAUCCAGGAUUCGGUAAUUCUAGGCAGGCGGCUAUCCUUGGCGUGGCAGAACAACUCGAACGCCAGCAUCGAGCAGGUGCAGAACCUUCGGGCGACUAUACUGCGCUCGUUGGCGCGCUCAGAGAAACGAUCAGCACUGGGCAGCCAUCGCACGGCCUUAUCAAGACGAUAUACGAUGACGGUGGAGAUGAAGUCGACGUUCUUGUUGAAACGCGAUCGGACGACGAGACGCCUGCUGAGUACAUGUGUCAUUUGACGUGGUUGUUACAGGCUCCUCAUCAGACUGACGUAUCCGUCAAGAGCGACGCCCAGAACGGCUACCAGCUGCAUACAUUAAGCUGUAUGGGUUUCAUCGAUGAUCCACUCAACAGAAGGAGUCUGAUCGUCUACCGCGCUCCGCAAAGCCAUCCUUGGGCAUCAAACCCACCGUCUUUGUAUGACAUGAUCUCGAAGGGUCCGACCGCGAGACCCUCAAUAGGAAGUCGCUUUCUCAUCGCAAGAGCGCUGACAAGCACACUACUCGAGUCGCAUGCCUCCGGCUGGGUUCACGGGAACGUACAGUCGCGCAGUAUCGUAAUGCUGCCAAGAUCGUUUAACGAUCUUGAGUUGUCUCCCUUCUUUGUUGGCUGGGGUGUCCUCCAACCCCUCGAGGCUACGCACUUCCCGUUGGAGCCGAACCUGUACCGCCACCAUGACCGUUUUGGCCGACCAUCUUCAGAAUAUUCCAACGAGCACGAGAUCUACUCACUGGGCGUGGUUCUUCUAGAGCUUGGACUAUGGCGGACGAUGGCGAAAGUCUUCGCCCGCCGCAUAGAGAAGUUCCCGAUCUUCGGCAUAGUACAGCAGCAGGAUCUCUUUAAUCGUAUACACAAUGCGAUACUAGAUUGGGCCAACAGUACCGAAAUCGAGAGAGAGAUGGGAAAGGCUUACGCGCAAGUCGUGUCAAAGUGUCUUACUUGGCACUAUGAAGAUCCAGUCGAAGGCAUGAUUGAGUUCCGAAAGCAAGUCGUGGACGUGUUGACUACAGGAUCCCGUCUCUUACACUCAAGCACCUUGGCUCCCCUCCACCCUUACACCCACCAGCGCUCUCAAAGUCUUGGUUUCACCGGCUGUACCGCGACUACCGCUCUCCUCGUAAACCGCCCCGCCCUCACAUCUUCCGACAAGCGCCUAAAAGACUGCGCCGACCCGACGGACUCUGCCCGCAUCGCGCGACCACAAGGCCAAACUCCGACCGUCGAAAUGUCCAACUUGAACGAAGAACACGGUCCGGAAGACAUGGUCUGGGUCGCGGCCGAUGUUCAGAUGAGGGAAGAACAAGAUCUGAAUCGUGCCCUUGAAGCAAGUCGGGCUUCCGCGGGAAUCGGGGUACCACCGCGUCCAACGAGCGCUAGGGUCACAAGACAAUCCGAGGCGGAGGACGAGGAGAUUCUUGUUGCGCUCGACAUCAGCCGGAUAGAAGCAGAAGCGGCGGCCCAGAGACGCAAUGCAGACGCGGAGGCGGAUCAACAACGCCUUCUCGAGGCUCAAAGGCAGUCGGAGCUCGAAGCACGAGCUGCCGAUCAAGAACGCGAGCACACUUUUGUUGCGCUAUCCAUCAGCCAGGUAGAGGCAGAAGAGGCGGAUCGGAGACGCAAUGCAGACGCAGAGGCGGACCAACAACGCCUUCUCGAAGCUCAAAGGCAGUCGGGGCGUGAAGCACUAGCUGCCGAUCAAGAGCGUGAGGCUACCCGGAAAGCUGAGCUACUGUCUUUGAAGGAUGAGCGAGCUCGGGCUCAAACUGCGCGAUUACACCAAGAGACCUUGGAUCAGGCCAUCGUCGAGAGCAAGGUGGCUGCCGAGACUGAGCAGCGGCAACAUGAACAAGAGUCUGCACGCCUUCAGGAAGCAUACGCUGUACGCGGCCUGAGCGAAGACGAGCAGUUGCUGAUAGCGAUAAGCCAAAGCAAGAAUGAAGAGCAUUCUCGUGAAGUUGCACACGUCGGGCAACUUCGGGAGGAUAUGCUGCGCUCGGUGAACGAGCACGGACGGACCUCUGCACCAUCGAACGAGCCAUCGGCUACCCAGUCUCCAGAAGACCGCCCAGUGUUGGGAGCCAUGGCAUCCUAUCCUCCGGGUCCGGUGACUGAGCAGGAACAAAGGAGUGUGGCCGAUGCUCGGGAGGUCAUUGACAAUCCGAACGGGAGUGUUGCGCGUAAGCCUGUUGCAAGAUCUCAGCACGCUACUUCCGUUGCUGCUGAGCACCCAGCGCCAGCCACUGCGGCCGAUACUGUCAGCUCGUCGGACGUGAUCUCGUCUGGCUUGCGGCAGGACCCGGUGACAAACAUAUUUAACGGUCCGGUCAGUGUGACCAUCAACAACUUUCCCGAAGCGCCCAAGUCCUCCCAGAAUCUGUUGAAGCAAGUCUUCAAUAAGAGCAGGCAGACUAACAAGGGCGUGAAAGCUGUCGAGCAGAAAGGGGCAGAGUUCUACGUCAAGGGUGUAGCUGAAGCGACAAGCAACCUUUGGAAGAAUAAGAGAAAGAUACUUCCUGCCAGGUCUUCCAAAUCAGCCGGAAAUGCUAUGAUCAACGAAGCGAGGGAAAUUGAUCGUUUUCCUGGUUCUCCGGCUCAUGACGACGUGGGUACUAUCGCCAGUCCCUGGCCUGCGAGACAGUGUCUGCACGUCGUGAACGCAGAUCCAACGCACUCGGGUUUGAGCACACCUGAAACCACAAGGCUGCUGCAAUCAGAAAUGUCCGGACAGCAGAGUGAAGAGGUCGACACCCCUCGACCAUCUACAUUGCAGCGGUCGGUAACGUCACCUCCGCUGACAGCGACGAUACCGUCGAGGCCAAUGUCGCUGGAUCGAUCGAUCGUGUCCCAGAUUUCGGACGUGAACGGCAAUGCAGUAACUCCGCCUAGUGUCUGUCAAUCGAGAGUGAGAAGCUCGAUGGAUAGUUUCCGGUGCGCUUCCGAAUUGCGCCCUCAGCCGCUGGAUAUUCGCAAACAGCCUCCUCCUGUUCCACCAAAACCUUUGGAGCUGGCCAGUCCUUCUGCAGGUGUAGCACCAUCGCGACCACCACCGCCUCCUCGCAGCCGGAAUCCGAUGACGAGGCGUAUGCUUGGCGAGCAAGAGGAGGUAUCUGGGUGGGUGCAGCAACCAGUGCAUUUUCCUGGCAUGAAUUCGACCCAAGGACCAACAAUGGGAUCACCGGAUUCCAUGACGGUGACACCCCCAACACCUCGGCGGAUCAACGUCGACUUGAACCGCCGCAGUCAAUUUGGGCCAAUUGACACGAGCUUGGCGAACGUGCCUCCUGGUGAACGUCGCAUCGACGAGUUCAACUCGCGAUCGAUGAUGGACUUGGGCAUGAUGGGCCAAGUAGGCAACCCUGCGAUAAUGGAGCCACUGCGUGGACAGUACGAGCAGACCUAUGCCCGUCCACCGCACGUGCAGCAGGAAAGGCUGAACUCGGAUGCGAGGGCAAGAAAGAAAGAGAAGGACACGCAGAAGGCUUUGCGGAAGCAGUUUUGA
Alternaria triticimaculans is the source of this 4068-nucleotide messenger RNA. RefSeq lists its product as uncharacterized. Lineage: Eukaryota; Fungi; Ascomycota; Dothideomycetes; Pleosporales; Pleosporaceae. Bases 1 to 4068 code for a protein of 1355 amino acids. The record is from RefSeq and is a predicted model, not a curated record. The transcript is spliced from 4 exons.